Messenger RNA from Colletotrichum chrysophilum, 813 nucleotides. RefSeq lists its product as uncharacterized. The coding region runs from base 1 to 813 and encodes 270 amino acids. NCBI's taxonomy places the organism in Eukaryota, Fungi, Ascomycota, Sordariomycetes, Glomerellales, Glomerellaceae. Gene Ontology annotation, molecular function: zinc ion binding. The record is from RefSeq and is a predicted model, not a curated record. The transcript has a single exon.
AUGAGCCCAUUACAACCAACACCUCGCGCUGUCCUCUCGAGCCUCAUAAACACUCUUACAGCAUCACCGCUGACCCCGCUGCCACAGCCCGGCAGCAAUCCGCUCAAAUCCCUUCCUCAGUCCCAGCGUCCGAUACUGGUAACCCUCCACGUUCUCUUCCCUUCGCUCGUCCUGCCCGCUCUGGAUCUUCUCGACCGCAACCUCGUAACCCGGGUGGUCAAAGUCGACGCACUUCCCUACGACACCGAUACCGAUACCGACGACGAGGACCAAGUACCCGACGCCGCCGCCGGCGGGGACCCCGCCAUCGACCCCGCAGACCAACACCACCCGCCAUCAUCCCCCUCCAAUUCCGACGACCAGGAUGCAAACGACCGGGAUGGGGCGACAGCCGUCCCCAACCGCGACGAACCGGCAGCAUUCCACCUCGUCCGCUCCGUCGCAUCCACGUUCCGCCGCAACCAGUCCGCUGCCAUGACAACUUCCACGGCGACGACAUACCUCGUCCAGCUGGACGCGUGGAACUGCACCUGCGCCAAUUUCGCCUUUGAGGCGUUCCCCGCCGGCACGACCGCAUCAGAGAGCGACUUGGAGGUCUUGGGCGCUGACGCCGUUGAGGACGAGAUCGAGGUGUCUCCUGAUUGGCAAUUCGGGGGUCUAAGUCUCGAUGGGAAGGAUUCUGGCGGGGUGCCGUGUUGCAAGCAUUUGCUUGCCUGUUUGCUGGCAGAGCAGUGGUGUGACGUUCUCGGGAGCUAUGCUUUGGAGAAGAGGUUGGAUCGGGAAGAGAUUGCGGGAACGAUUGGGGAUUUGUAA